UGUGAUUCUGUUGGGGGUGGGAGAUCAAGGCCAAGCAGCUAUAUAAAGGACCGACUCUCAGCUCUGACUCCAUUUUCCAUUCUUCCUAAGACAUGUCGGGUCGCGGCAAGGGAGGAAAAGGCCUGGGCAAAGGCGGCGCUAAGCGCCACCGUAAGGUUCUCCGCGAUAACAUCCAGGGCAUCACCAAGCCCGCCAUCCGCCGCCUGGCCCGGCGCGGGGGAGUGAAGCGCAUCUCCGGCCUCAUCUACGAGGAGACCCGCGGUGUGCUGAAGGUGUUCCUGGAGAACGUGAUCCGCGACGCCGUCACCUACACGGAGCACGCCAAGCGCAAGACCGUCACCGCCAUGGACGUGGUCUACGCGCUCAAGCGCCAGGGCCGCACCCUCUACGGAUUCGGCGGCUAAGACUUUUUUAAUUUGUAUUUUCUAACCAAAGGCCCUUCUCAGGGCCGCCCA
Messenger RNA from Mus musculus (house mouse), 455 nucleotides. RefSeq names its product H4 clustered histone 1 (gene H4c1). Bases 93 to 404 code for a protein of 103 amino acids. Gene Ontology annotation, cellular component: nucleosome; chromosome; nucleus. Lineage: Eukaryota; Metazoa; Chordata; Mammalia; Rodentia; Muridae. Gene Ontology annotation, molecular function: structural constituent of chromatin; DNA binding; protein heterodimerization activity. The record is from RefSeq and is marked reviewed. The transcript has a single exon.